AUGACUUGUGGUCUAGUUGGAGAUGGUGACGAAGCCUCCAAUGGUGACAAUGAAGAUGAAGACGUAGAUCGAGCGCUUCUUGUGACCCAAGAGCAAUCAGAAAGCUGUCGAGCUCUUGUAGGUUUGUGGAGAAUAAAGGCACUUGAGGACUCAAGAGGUUGGCUUGAGAGAACCACUGUUGAGGAUAUGGAUAUUGCGGUCCGGGCUCACUUGAAUAGAUGGAAGUUCAUCUUCCUCAAUGAUAUAUCAAUUUGGAAGAAUGCUAACUUGAUUUUCCUCUUCUUCCUACUGAGGAAACUGAUUCUUCCAUUCAUCCUUCCAUUAACAAUGUUUAUACCAGAGGUUGAAUUACCUACAUGGGUGAUCUGUUACUUGCCCAUCUUGAUGUCCCUUUUGAACAUCCUACCUGCCCCAAAAUCAUUUCCUUUCUUGGUUCCAUACCUACUGUUUGAGAACACCAUGUCACUGACAAAAUUCAAUGCAAUGGUGUUAGGGCUAUUUCAGCUGGGGAGUGCUUAUGAAUGGGUUGUGACAAAGAAGACAGGGAGAUCAUCUGAAUCAGAUUUAUUAGGGAUGACCGAGGUGGCAUUGAAGUCUUCUAAUCAACAGAAGCUCCAAAAGAGAAGAUUAUCUGAAUAUGAUCUAGCAGUUUCAAUUAAAUUACAUAAACAAGAAAAGAUCCCAUUAAGAAACAAGAAAAACAUCUACAGAAAGGAGCUUGUGCUUGCAUUUUUUCUACUCACUGCAUUUGCAAGAAGCCUAUUAUCAGCUCAUGAUUCAGGUUUAGGUUCAGUUUCAGUUUCAGCUGGUUCUUCAUGUUCGGUCUUGGGUUUGUGUUUAGGAUUGGGAUCUCCUUCAGGUGCAGGUGUACCUUUGGCUUCAGGUUGCAGUUCUCCUUCUUCCAUCUCACUGUUGCUGCCACUCUCUCUGUGCACUUCUUCGUCUUCUUCACCUCAGUACUCUUAG
Molecule: messenger RNA, 966 nt
Organism: Macadamia integrifolia
Lineage: Eukaryota; Viridiplantae; Streptophyta; Magnoliopsida; Proteales; Proteaceae
Product: xyloglucan glycosyltransferase 4-like
Exons: 4
Coding region: 1-966 (321 amino acids)
Cellular component (GO): Golgi apparatus
Molecular function (GO): glycosyltransferase activity
Source: RefSeq, a predicted model, not a curated record